UUUUAUUUAUUUAUUUUAUUUUUUUUUUUUAUUGUAUUGUAUAUAUAGGAUGAUGUGGCGGUUUGUGAUUGUAGCCAUCCCCGUAGUGUUGGGCUAUUACAUUUACACCCUCACGAUUCCUCCACCUUUGCCUCAACUUCAUCUUAAGUACUGGGGCCCUGGUGAUGAGAAACCUGAUAACCGCAGUAUUAGGCCCUUCCGAGUCAGUUUCCCUGAAUCGGAUAUCAUCCAUUUGAAAAAUAGACUUGAAGAGACACGGUUAUUGUCACCUCCACUGGAAAACAGCGACUCCAAAUACGGAUUCAAUACACAUUAUAUGAAUGAUUUUUUGAACUUCUGGACUAAUGAGUAUAAUUGGACUGAAAGAGAAGCUCAUAUGAACAUGUUUCCUCAAUAUAUAACCGAAAUAGGAGGUUUGGAUUUACAUUUUGUACAUGUGAAACCUGAUCCUUCUCAAGUCAAAGGUAAAAAACUGCUACCACUAUUGGUGAUCCACGGAUGGCCGAGCAUUCCCAGCGAAUUCUAUGACAUGAUCCCGUUGCUUACCAAACCACAUCCGAAAGUCGAUUUCUUGUUCGAGGUGGUCAUUCCUUCACUGCCAGGCUUCGGGUUCUCCAACAGUUCAUCCAAACCAGGAUUAAAUGCAGGAGAAAUGUCACUCAUACUAGACGAACUCAUGGAAAGGCUGGGAUUUGGAAGAUACUACAUUCAUGGUGAGGAUUGGGGUAGCGCCAUUGGUAUGGCACAGUCGAUCCUACGGCCGGAAAGAGUUCUUGGAUUCCAUUCGACACUAUGUAUCCCCUUCACUUUAAAGUCAGUAUUCUAUACAGCUCUCUCAAUCAUGUUCCCAAAAAUAUUUGUUGAAGAAUCUAUGCAAGAAUAUUUCACUGGACAGUGGUCAUUUUUAUUAGAAGAGUCUGGAUACUUCCAUAUUCAAGCCACAAAACCAGAUACUGUUGGUGUUGCACUGACAGAUUCACCAGCGGGAUUUGCUGCAUACAUUCUUGAAAAAGUACUGGUAGCUGGAAAUAGACAAUCAAAGUUACUUCCGGAUGGUGGGCUGAGGAAUGCAAAUAAAUUAAAAUUUCUGGAUAACAUAAUGGUACUAUGGUUAACAAAAACUGUUACUUCUUCAUUAAGGAUUUAUGCUGAGAAUACUAAUCCAGGAUACUAUGCACUUGGAACUCAUCAGCAUCCAAUUAGUGUACCAAGCGGUUGUGUCUGGUUCAAAGAUGAAAUAGUCUAUUUUCCUAAAAUUGCAGUAGAAGCAGCCUUUAGUAAUCUAUUAUCAUUUAACCUCUAUCCAAGAGGUGGCCACUUUGCUGCACUGGAUGAGCCAAAACUACUAUCAGAUGAUAUUUGGAACUUCAUUAAAAUUCUUAGAGACAAAAAUGAACAAAGGACAAUUUCUGAAGACAACAUCACCUCACAUUGCUAGAAAUUCAAAAACAAAAUACAAAUAUGAAAGAGGCAAAUACAAAAGGAAUAUGCAAUAUACCAGUUAAUGGGAGUAUUUAAAAUAUUUUUAAGUAUUUAAAUUUAUUAUUCAAUAUAGUUGCAUAAAAUGCAGAGUUUUAAAAAAUGAUAAAAUAGAAAAAUAAUGUACUCAAUUUUAUUAUUGUGGAGGCAGAAUUUAAAAGAUUUCUAAAACAAAAAAAGUAAUUACUUUGGAAUUACUAAUUGUUGCUACUUACAAUUUGAGCCAGAACAAAUGCCAUUUUCUACUAACAUUUAGUAGAUUGGAUCAUUUGCUGACAAAACUAUAUUUUUAGGUUAAACUAUUACACUGACUGAAAAUUGAGUUUCUUAUAUGGCUAUAGUUAUAAUUUCAGUUGAAUAUUUGAAUUUUAAGUUUGCUCAGUAAAAAAAAAAUAACCUAGAUCAAAAAAGUAGGGUUGCAAACAUAAAAUCAUUUUAAAUUUCAAAAUAUGUUGUGUAUUAAAUUUUUUCAGGAAAAUUAUUUUUUUUAUUCAGUGACUCUACUCCAGUGCAUUUCACCUUAACACUCUCAGGCUACAGAAUAGGCAUAACAAGGGAAAAAGCAAGAAACUUAAAAUUAUAAAUUUAAGGAUAUGUCAUCAAGCCUUCUAAUAAAGGCCAUGUUCAUGAAAACAACUAUCAUUAUUAAUACUGCUAUUUUUUUUGUUAUCAGUAAUUGAAAUAUAUUGUUUAAGUAGUAAGUUUUUAGAAAAAAAAUUUAUUGCA
Nezara viridula (southern green stink bug) is the source of this 2205-nucleotide messenger RNA. NCBI's taxonomy places the organism in Eukaryota, Metazoa, Arthropoda, Insecta, Hemiptera, Pentatomidae. The record is from the annotation of a GenBank genome assembly.